AUGGAAAUAAGACAAAACAUUCUCGAAGACACGGAGCUCGAGUCGUGGCUGGUCAUUUGCCACGAUAUAGAAACAGAAGAAAGGUCUCUUCCAGUUUUGAGACUUUUGGAAAGGAGAGAAGGAGACGCCACCACUGUCGAGAUCUUGCUGCGCGGCAAGUCCUUCUACCGCAUUG
This is a messenger RNA of Eimeria tenella, 175 nucleotides long. RefSeq lists its product as uncharacterized. The transcript is spliced from 2 exons. Lineage: Eukaryota; Apicomplexa; Conoidasida; Eucoccidiorida; Eimeriidae. The annotation marks the transcript as partial. The record is from RefSeq and is a predicted model, not a curated record.